AUGGGUCGGCCUGGUGAGGCGACUGCAUCUCUAGCUGGAGCAAUGAGAGGCCGUCGCGAGGUUGAGGUCUACUCCUGCGGUCAUGCAGGUAUUCGACAAGACAUCCUCGCCGACUCGCUUGAUCCGACGGUUCGCCAGCGCGGGGAGGCCCGAUUGAGUCCCUCCGCGUCGCCGGAGACCUCAAGCAGUGACUUCGAGCAGGAAAAUGGGCGCCGACUGAGCGGGGGAGGACGCGCAUCUCUCGUCUCGGACGAUCUCUUAGAUGAGGCUCACGAUCCUCUGAAAAGGGAGGCCCCCGCAUGUUUUCCGAAUGACUCCCACGAUUCUAUCACGGCCGUGUAUCGCUUUCUUUCCACAAACUUUGCGAUCGAACAACUACAAGCAAGAUGGCAGUUUCAUUCCUUUUUCACCCAGGACCCGAGUGUUCUGGGGAAGCAAUCAUCAAUACGACAGAAGACGGUGGUCGAUGGAGAAUACAAACUCCCAUUGACGAACCUCGUGCUCCCGCGAAGGGAUGCUCUCUUUGCAAACAUGGCCUUCAAUCUCCUCGUUUUCGACAGCGAACUGUCCCCUGAUCGAUCCAACUGGGCCUGCCCAUUCGGGCACUGCAAGUUGAACUUCGCCGACCCAAAGGCCUUGAUGCAUCAUAUCCUCGAUUGUCCUCAUUUUUCGAGCGACCGUGUAUUUUGCAACUGCUGCACAAAGGACGACCGCUUUGAGCAACACUGCCAACACGAACGUGCUGAAAAUAUCGCCUCCCAUGGAACCGAGAAGAGCUCCUCAAAGAAGCGCAACCCAAUUCGCAAGCUCAGCAACAUUUUUUCUCGAAACCGUAUAGAGUCAAGGGGCUCAUCCCCGAGCUCCGAGUGCCCCGUUAGUCCAGUUUCGACACAUCGCCGACCAAGCAUUCUUUCGUUGAUGACGCCAACGCCGAGCCCACCCAGUGCGUCUCGCAAGGGGUCCUCGCCGAGUCCUCAAGAACCAGACAGGGGGGCAUCUAUCCCAGCAUCGCCCAGGUACCAAGAGGCCUUCAGUGAGCUUAUUGGGUCUGAGCCUCUUAUUAUCCGCGGGAUUCAAGAGCUCCAUUCCCGUGAAGUCCCCAGUGAGCUUUCUAAUGCCACAAGAGCUCAGGAGCUCCCGGGUCAAAUGUUUAGCGACAUAGACAUGUGCGAGUCUCCUACUACGGAGGACUUACACAUGGAUUCCACGGCUUCUGACCAGGACCCGUUCCAGGCAUAUAAUGCCUCCUUCGCACGCCAAAUGGAGGCCUCCCACAUCGAGCUCCCCCCCACCAAUAGUCUCGACUCUGCAUUUCAGCCUCAGCAUCAGCUCCAGCCAUGUUCGUUGAUGCAACCACUGCAGCAACUGCAGCAGCAACUGCAGGAGGAUCCUUGGCUCCAUUCUGACUCGCAAGCCUCUGCUGCGACCGUCCAAGAGGGGAUGUAUUCGACUGGGUGUUCCAUGAGCAGCCGCGAUGGCUUCUCAAUCCUUCCCGGGCAGUCUCGCCACCAACAGAUGAAUCCAUCUCCCAGCUCAAAUCACAUCAGUGGUCAAACACGGAAGUAUUCUGGGGAUUCCGCAUAUUCCAGGACCUCAAGCGGCACCAUGGCAAUUGAACAUACUCCGCAGAAUGGCGCUGUGCAUCAACCAACUUUCGAUGCAGGACGACUGACUAGCUCACCAUUCCCGACAGCCCAAAUAUCCGCAGCUGCUGGUCCGGUCACUGCCGAGCCUGCUGGGGAUCAAGAUCUCCGAUGCCCAUAUUCAGACUGCGACUACCGUCCUAAGGGAAGCAGAAGAGAAAAUUACCCUCACUAUCGCAGGAAGCACAUUGAAAAUACGCACCUGCAUCGCUACCGAGUUCGCUGUCCAGACUGUGGUAGUUUGUUAAGCCGCAGCGACAACCUCAGGGUGCACCAGGAGACGGCGGCGUGUCCCCGGACCCGGUCCUUUGGGGCGCCUUAUCCGCCUCAUCGCGCGGCCAGGCGAUAUGGGCCGGCACAUAGAAGGGAAUGGGGGGGCGGUUGGCAGGGAGAGUAAGGAUUUGAGCGCCCAAGAGGCUGCGACGAGGCUUAGUAUUAGUUAACUCGACCGUCUUUGACAGGGACCACAGGGACGACGGUGCGGGAGAGGCUGGAACUCGAAAUUGUAAUUCGUGGAUAGAAGAGCUGCGGGAUCAGACUA
Molecule: messenger RNA, 2184 nt
Organism: Fusarium vanettenii 77-13-4
Lineage: Eukaryota; Fungi; Ascomycota; Sordariomycetes; Hypocreales; Nectriaceae
Exons: 3
Coding region: 1-2040 (679 amino acids)
Source: RefSeq, a predicted model, not a curated record